GCAACAUGGCGACGGUGGCGGCAUCGUCACUGAGGCCGAGCGAUUAAAGGCAAAGCGGCUGCGAUGGCCGCCCACUUGAAGAAGCGCGUUUACGAGGAGUUCAGCAAAUCCGCGCAGCAGGAUGAGGGUGCCACCACCUCCUCUUCCGCUGCCUCCUCCGCCGCCGCUGCCGCCGCCGCCAAGCGCCUGCGGCUCAGCAAGCCCAGCAAGUCGGCGGCGCUGCACGUGGAGCUGUCGCGGGCGCGCGGCCCCGCCGAGGCGCUCAACUUGCUGCUGCACUUCGCCCGCCGCCCCGUGGAAGCCGAGAGCGCCGAGGGCGUGCUGCGGAUCCUGCUCGACCACUACUACAAGGAGUCGGAGAGCUCUGUGCGCCUGAAGAUUGCGUCGCUGCUCGGGCUGCUCACCAAGACCCCCGGCUUCACGCCCGACUCAGUCCUCGAUGACGUCAUCAACGCACUCAACUCUGAGAAGUCACACCAGGUGAGAGCCCAGCUGUUGGACUCCCUGCAGGCACUGGGCUCCCUGCAGUCUGAGGCCAGCGCCCUGCGGGCAAGGCUUGUCGAUGUCGCCUGCAAGUUUCUCACCGACUCCUACCAUGGUGUACGGAGCAAAUGUCUACAGCUGAUUGGCCUGUCUGGGGAGCCUUUCCAGCCAGUUGUGAAGGAGGGUGAUGGGGCUGCACCGCGAGAUGUGCAAAGGAUUUUGGGAGAUUCCUUCACUGACCAGGAUGCCAGGGUCCGGACCAGUGCCAUCAAUGCCAUGUUGCAGCUGCACGACCGUGGCGUGAAGUUGGACCAGAGCGUCUAUCAGCAGACUUGCCAGGCUCUGUCUGACGACUAUGAACAGGUCCGGUCAGCGGCUGUGAGACUCAUCUGUGUUAUCAGCCAGAUUUACCCUGAAAGUGUGGUGCCGGUUCCUUCCUCCAAUGAGGAGAUCCGUCUGGUGGACGACGCUUUUGGCAAGGUCUGCCAGGUGGUGAGCGACGGUUCUCUGCUCGUCCGAGUGCAGGCUGCCAAGAUGCUGGGAACAAUGCUGAAUGUGAGCGAGAAAUUUCUGGAGCAGACUUUGGAUAAAAAGCUCAUGUCGGAUCUCAGGCGCAAGCGCAGCGCCCACGAGCGCUCGCGGGAGCUCUUCACGUCGGGCGAGUUCUCGUCGGGGCGCAAGUGGGCGGACGAUGCGCCCCGCGAGGAGCUCAGCACCGACGCCGUGAGCCUCAUCAACCAGGGCGCGUGCGGGGCCCUCGUUCACGGCCUGGAGGACGAGCUGUACGAGGUGCGCAUGGCGGGCGUGGAAUCGCUGUGCUCCCUGGCGCUCACCUCGCGCUCCUUCGCCACCAAGUGCCUCGACUUCCUCGUGGACAUGUUCAACGACGAGAUCGAGGACGUGCGGCUGCAGUCAAUCCACGCACUGCGCCGCAUCUCCACGAACAUCACGCUGCGCGACGACCAGCUCGGCACCGUGCUCGCUGUGCUUGAGGAUUCGUCGCGGGACAUCCGGGAGGCGCUGCAGGAGCUGCUGUGCUAUACGAGUGUGGCCACCAAGUCCGGCGUCCACAUGGCGCUCCUGGAGCUGCUCAAGAACCUGACCAAGUACCCGUCGGACCGCGACUCCAUCUGGACGUGCCUGAAGCACAUGGGCGCCCGCCACCCCACGCUCGUGCUGUCGCUGGUGCCAGAGCUGCUCAACACUCACCCAUUCUUCGACACGCCCGAGCCAGACAUGGACGACCCUGCAUACAUCGCCGUGCUGCUGCUCGUGUUCAACGCUGCCCAGAGCUGCCCGACCAUGACUGCCCUCUUCCCUGACCACACUCUCCGCCACUACACCUACCUCAGGGACAGCCUCUCCCACCUGGUGCCCUCCCUGCCGGGCUGCGUUCGGGGCUCCAUGUGCGAGGCCCCCGCGGCCGUGGAGGCCGGCGACGCCCGCUUCCUGCAGCAGAGCCUGGAGCGCGUGCAGCAGCUGCGGCGCGCAGACACGCCCGGGGCGGCACGGCUGCUGCAGCUCACCAUCCGGGACUUGAAGCGAUUGGGGGAGUUGCAGCCUGAACUCACGGGAGCGGCAGAGUUUUCUGCGCUCUACCUGCAGUGUAAACUGCUGCUCACGGAGGCUCUCCAGGACAAAGUGUGGUCCAUGGCCGUCCCCCUGUAUCUGCCUCAGGACAGCACAGCCUCCAAUGCAGCCGCCCAGAUCGUGGAGCACACCUACCGCCUGGAGUUCCUCUUCGGGGGCCUGGAGCCGCUGCAGGUGGCGAUGGUGCGGCAAACGCGGCUGGAGGCGCAGGCGCUGGAGCUCGUCCUCCAGGCACGCACCAACCAGGGGGAGGAGCCACUCCUAAGCCGAUGCGAGAAGUUCCUGCAGGAGGUGGAAGACUUCCAGAGGUGCCUGCACGCCGAGCUGGGCCGUCUGCAGGGCGGCUUUGUGGAGCGGUUGCUGGAGGCGAUGCCGCGCCUCGCCUGCUGCAAGCCGGCCGAGAUGAUCUGCAUCCUGCACACGCAGCUGCAGCACACCACCUUCGUGCCCAUGCAGCUUCCCCCGCAGGUGCGUCAGGCGCGCGCCACCAUCCUGGAGCCGACGGGCGAGUCGGACAACCCGUUGCGCUUCACGGCGGGGCUGGUGCUGGCACUGGACGUGGACGCCAAGUUGGAGAACGUGCCGGAGCCCCACCGCACCGUGCGCGUGCAGGUGGUGUACCCUGACGGCCAGGCCCAGAUCAUCCACCCGCGGCCGGGAGACUUCCGCAAUCCCCGCGAGGGGCAACACCGCCUCAUCACCCAGGUGUACAUGUCUCACGCCGCGUGGACAGAGCCGUGUCACAUCGAGCUGUCGCUGAUGCUGGCGUUCUCCGCCGACAGCGGCCGGGUCGGCGUCGGCCCCGCGCCGUCGUGCCUCUCGCCGAGCCCCGUCUCGUGGCUGGAGAGCGCCGACCCUGGCCCGCCGCCCCCCGCCAACCCGGUGGAGGGCACGGUGCCGCUGUGCCGCCCCGUGCGUGUCUACGUGAUGCCCAAGCCCACGCGACGCUAGGCCGCCUGGAGAAACCCUCGCCCAGCGGUGGGCUGGCGGAUGUGAAACAUCGGGCAGCCGCCAAAUACUUCCUUGGGUAGUGGGAGGUUCCUUCGGAAUGCCGGGUGUUGCAGGCUCGGGAUACUAAAUGACCCGACCAAGAGAUGGCAGUACAGCAAGUGGAGCGUUGACAUUGAUCGAAACUACAUUAUUUUGUAUUUUACCAGGUAAGGCUCACGGAGCUGUAUCGCUCUUGUUUUUAGGAGCUACCCGGCUACAAACGAUAGCCUAACGAAGUGGAUUUUCAUGUGGAAAUAUAUAGCAGCCAAAUGCUCUAAACGCAUGUUUCUAAAUGGGGGGGGAACAACCGGAGGACCCGGAGAAAAAUCCAUGCGACCACAGAGAGAGACGGACACCGCAAACUCCAAAUAUACAGCAGGCGUCAGGAUCGGGAUCGAACCCACGACAUCCUGUAUACCAGGCGAGGUAGUUAACAUCUCCUAGCCACCGCGGUGAACUGUGCAUCCUCUACAGACCUGUGGUGGCAGGGUGGGGGGGGGGGCGCUGGAGGGGGCUGAGCCAUCUAAAUCGUCAUGUUCACCAUCAACCUGAAACAAUCCACUGUUGGAUGAAGGCCUCCCCAGACGUUAAACCAUAUUUUACAAUCCUGCAAUGUAAUAAUUGACCGAGUCGUCAAGUCGGCAAUGUUGACACGCAGGGUGCGAACUAGAGCAGAAUGCACACGGACAAAGGUGGAUUUUGCCGUUGGUCAUUCUGAGGACUUGUUCCAAGUUUGUUUAACAUUGACUGUUUCAUGGCCCCCUCCUGAGUAUGCCCCCCCCCCUAUUUAAACGAGGUCACGCUACGCGACUAGCCGCUCCUCUGGGUUCAGUCGGGCUGCUGAGCGAGCGAGACCGCCUUGACAGAGCAGCUGGAAGUCAGGGAGGCAGGAAUAAUGAUCAUUAUAAAUAUUACACUUUUGUUUUAGGCAAAGUGGGCACCCAUCCAACCGCCAUCCAGGUUCAACUCUGUUCAGCUUUCACAUUGUGACGAGAUCGGACACAUUACGGUUGGUUAUUGGCUGCUGUGGGGCUACGUGGUGGGCAGCCGUGGGCAAUGCAGCAAAAUCCAUUGUUGUAAUGUACUUCUAUGCUAUCACGUCUAUGUUCUGAACUAUGACCAGGCCGCACUGACCAGCGUGGUGAAGCAAGGUCUAAUAACUCGCGUGACCCGCACGGCAUGUGGAGGCUUUCAUCCAGCAGUGGAUUGGCAAAAGUGCGGUGUAUGUACAUUCCACAUUCGUUGCUGAGCGAUGUGCAUCUUGAUUUGCACACCGCUGAGAAGGCAUUUGGCAUUGUCUGCCGACGCGAUGUACUGCCUACACUUCUCUCUUUGUGUCGCGUGCCUGUCGAUUCUCACCAUUCCAAUGGGCCACCUGGUCCUCGCCCGUUCAAUAAAAUCUCCAGCAGGAGUUUACAUUAAAUAUCAUAAUUGUAUUUUGUUAAUGCUCGUGUUGAUUAAAAACCAAGGGUCACUGCAGGUGUUACUUUCACCUGGCCAGAGAUUCCCACCAUUGGACCUCUAAACCAGUCCCUUCAUUGGAAUUACAAACUUGCAGAUUAUGCGUCUGGACCCUCUUCAUCAUAUCUCCAAGUUUCAAGUUUUAUUUUGAUUGGCUAGGCGAGAACUCGGGAUAUGAGGAAGGUCUCAUUUGCAAGGUGCGACAAAAGCAAUAACGUUGACGCAGAAAUAAAACCAGAGCAUUAACAAUCAAAUAAAAACAACCACGUAUUGGAAGAAAAUGAAAACGUUGCACCGAGUCGAUAUUAAAUCAAAUAGAUUUUCAGGAAAAAAGUUGGCUCUUGCAAGUUUAUUAAAAAAAGAACUCCAGACUCUGGACCAGUGGUUCUUAACCUUAACUGCAGCAUUGCACCCCCGUGGUUCUCAAUCGUAAAAACAAUCUACAACGUUUAUAAACAGGGUUUGUAUUAUAAACACACAGAGGGUUUGAUGAAGCAAAGUAGUUGUACUUACGUGCCCGUGAUGAAUUUGUCUUUCGAUGAUUUCCCUUCUAAAACAAUUGGCCACGUCUGUGGACCCUGCUCGGGACCCCCACCCCAUUCGGACAUUCAGACCCCUCUUCUCAGUAGGCUCCCAAGUCGCGACCAAACGCAUUUUAAGUUCCACUCGAUCCGAGAGAUUCUCCAUGAUGUAUGCUGACUUUCCUCUCAAGUUUGAAAAACUUGUAUGUCGUCGUUAUAGCGUUCGUUAAAAUUGGUUGUGAUUUUUCUUUUUAACAUGCAAGCGAAGUCAUUAUGAUGUUUGUGCCACCAGCGUGUAAAUAAAGGCAUUUAAAAAUUG
This is a messenger RNA of Lethenteron reissneri (Far Eastern brook lamprey), 5364 nucleotides long. It is a transcript of the gene INTS4, whose product is annotated as integrator complex subunit 4. Gene Ontology annotation, cellular component: integrator complex. NCBI's taxonomy places the organism in Eukaryota, Metazoa, Chordata, Hyperoartia, Petromyzontiformes, Petromyzontidae. The record is from RefSeq and is a predicted model, not a curated record. Gene Ontology annotation, biological process: snRNA processing.